AUGAACACACUUUCUUCAGCACACCGAGUGGUCGCAUCAACAUGUCGGAAUAUGCGACAUAACCUGACUCACGUACGCUACUCAUCCGCCUCCACCUCCCCCACACCCGAUCUUUCUCAAGGGGCUAAAGUCCGUCUCAAACAUCCCCGGACAGCUUUCCGGGAGCAAAUGACACAAAAGCGGAAACAAUAUUUUGCAGAGUCCAAAGAGGCACUGAAGAGGCAAGAGGCAAUUGCGGCACGCCAGAAGGAGCAAGAGGAGGCACGCAGAAGGGAAUUGUCUGAUAAGAUUCGUCAGUUCAAGGCCGAGCGUCUGAAGAGCUUUAGUGAAGUUGGAGAUGCAGAGCAGGGAGAGCCCGUUUCAGUAAAGGAGGGGUUGAGUCAAGAUGGACAGAAGGAGAGCGUCAAUGAGGGCAAGGAUCCCUUUUUUGAGUCACGGCGGGACCUUUACGCUCGGUUUAAGCAAGUUCGACGACAAAAGCGGUUUGAGAACUUUGUCCAAAGUCGCUGCACCCAAUCGGAACAGCGGCUUGAAUCUCUCUUGUACCUUUACCACUCUGCAAACAACUUCAUCACGUAUGAAAACAUCGAUGCGAGAGUUGCAGAAUUACAGCCCACUGCGAGCUCUUCGAAAUCCUUGGAGAAGGAGGCAAUGACCCGCCGGGCGAAACAACGAAUAGAGGCGUUGGAAGGGACCCUUCGCGGUGAGCUGCAAAAACAAUUUGGUGUAGAAAGACUGCGGGAGUUUAAAAGCGGAAAGGCAGCUGGUGAGAGCAAUCUUGGGGCAGAUGACCUAUUCAUCGAAAAGCGACGUAUGUUUCUGGACAAGUCGAGAGAGAUUACUCCGUAG
Messenger RNA from Spizellomyces punctatus DAOM BR117, 849 nucleotides. RefSeq lists its product as uncharacterized. Bases 1 to 849 code for a protein of 282 amino acids. Lineage: Eukaryota; Fungi; Chytridiomycota; Chytridiomycetes; Spizellomycetales; Spizellomycetaceae. The record is from RefSeq and is a predicted model, not a curated record. The transcript has a single exon.